This is a messenger RNA of Hibiscus syriacus, 587 nucleotides long. RefSeq names its product H/ACA ribonucleoprotein complex subunit 2-like protein. Bases 76 to 549 code for a protein of 157 amino acids. Lineage: Eukaryota; Viridiplantae; Streptophyta; Magnoliopsida; Malvales; Malvaceae. Gene Ontology annotation, molecular function: box H/ACA snoRNA binding. Gene Ontology annotation, biological process: rRNA pseudouridine synthesis; snRNA pseudouridine synthesis. Gene Ontology annotation, cellular component: box H/ACA snoRNP complex; nucleolus. The transcript is spliced from 4 exons. The record is from RefSeq and is a predicted model, not a curated record.
UAAUUUCACAAGCUUUGUGUUCCUUUUCUCUUUCGAACUACUCCCUUUAUUCUCCAUUGUUAAAAGAAGAGCCAAAUGGGAAGCGAUAGCGUAGCCGACAAAUCGGAGCGGAAGGAGAAGGAGAGGAAGAAGAAUUUAGCUCUUGCUCCCAUUGCAAAGCCACUCGCUGGCAAAAAGCUCUGUAAGAAAACCCUUAAGUUCGUCCGCAGAGCUGCUGAGCACAAGUGUUUGAAGAGAGGAGUAAAGGAAGUUGUUAAAAGCAUUCGUCGCGGUCAUAAGGGGUUAUGUGUUAUAGCUGGAAACAUAUCUCCCAUUGAUGUCAUAACUCAUGUUCCAAUCCUAUGUGAAGAGGCCGAUAUUCCCUAUAUUUAUGUUCCUUCAAAAGAAGAACUUGCAACCGCAGGAGCUACCAAGAGACCUACGUGCUGCGUUCUGGUGCUAACCAAGCCGUCCAAAGGCGAACUAGACCCAGCAGGGCAAGAAAAGAUAAAGGACAAGUAUAGCCAGAUAGUAGCGGAUAUAUCAGAGCUUGCAUCAUCUCUUUUUUAAUUAACCUAAGAAAUGAAAUUGUUGUGAUUUUCAUAUUU